AUGAAGUGUACUAGAGCAUGUAAAGAAUGUAAAGGGGAGAGCUGUUCAAAUGCUACUGACCUGGUUCAACUUACUGAAAACGCCAACGAAGAUGAAGAAGAUGAUGAUGAUGAUUUUGAUUAUAUUUCGGAAAAAGAGUUAGAAAAGCGAAAUACAAAACGAUUAGCUUACGAGAAAUUCAAACGAUCGAUCUAUGGAUUAGAUGAUACUGAUUCAGAAGAAGAAGAAGAAGAAGAAGAAGAAGGAGAAAAGGAAGAAGAAGAUCAAAUAGAAGAGGAUAAUGCAGUUGAAGAAACGGUGGAAGUCUCUCGGACUUCUAACGUUGAUGAGCCAAGAUAUCCUGAUAAAUUAAUCCAGAGCUUCAUAAUACGAAACAAAGCCAGUCAACUACCUCCAGAUUUGGGCCUGAGCAAUGUUGUGGUAACGAACGAUCGCACUCAACGGCAAAAAUUACAGCACAAGAGCACUCGGGAGGAGUUUCAACGUCGUGUUGCGGAUGGAGAAGCCAAUAUACGUCUAGUGACAAGGAAUAUGGCAGGACGACAAUUGUCAACAAACCACUACCUCGUCAAAAUCAAAUGUAGAGUGCUGCUCAAUCUUAAACACUACAUGUAA
Molecule: messenger RNA, 615 nt
Organism: Cotesia glomerata
Lineage: Eukaryota; Metazoa; Arthropoda; Insecta; Hymenoptera; Braconidae
Product: pescadillo homolog
Exons: 2
Coding region: 1-615 (204 amino acids)
Source: RefSeq, a predicted model, not a curated record